UUUCAAAGGCAGACCUAGCUGGUACCCGAAAUGGAGCUGGAAAUCCUUGCUCUCCAACCGGAAAAUCCCGUUUUUCGGUCGAACAGGAACUGGGAGUAAUCUGAUCAUAUCGCCGGGAGAUACGGUGAUGUCGAUAACAAAAGCCCAAAGCACUCCCGAAGAUCCGCGUGCUUACCAGAAGAACGCUUUUCAGAUGAUGUUUGCAGUCACUGAUGAGGAUGUUAUCGCUUUCUACCCCGGUAAAGGUGCCAAGGAGACCACGGCAAGGAUGGUUGAGGUCCGCACAACCCUCAAGGAUGUCGAGUUGGUCAACUUUAGGAAGAGAGGGGGGCAAAUUUGGCAGGUGGGUGUGCUGGUGGGAACACUGAUGGUGAUGUCCAAGGCGAAAAUGCCUUACAACCUGUUGUACUGCAACGGGAACCAUUACGUCCAGUAUCUCUCGGGACGAAGAGGUUUCCUGCCGCUCUCCAAGUUGUGUCCCUUGUGGGAACCGUUGAGAUCCGAGAAUUUCGCCACCAUUUUUGCAUCAGGAUCUUUCACUUUAAAAAAUGGAAACAAGAAAGAGAUACAUCUUGUCCUUCCGGAAACUCCCCAGUCAGACGAACCUAUGUACAACCGAUGGCCCAAAUACAUCCGAGACCAGGUCCACUUGAAACCGCAAUCAUUAACCGGUGAAUCUAAUGAGCAUCGUGAGCCCUAAAAAAUCAGCCAGACUACGCACACCACGUUAUACAGGAUCAUCCAAAAAUCCCACACCUUUUUUAUAUUUUUUACAAUGUGGUCUUGAAGCAAAAAAAGAUGCGACAAAAAUGUGUCCAAAAACGGUUUGCAGGGGAUGAGUCUGUGGUGCGUGUGCUCUUAUAAUCGGGAAAAAUCAAAAUCUUGGCUGAUCCUAAUUUCGAGGUAUCGGAAUAUGAAAUUUUCAUAG
Bemisia tabaci is the source of this 928-nucleotide messenger RNA. NCBI's taxonomy places the organism in Eukaryota, Metazoa, Arthropoda, Insecta, Hemiptera, Aleyrodidae. The record is from RefSeq and is a predicted model, not a curated record.